GCGUGUCUUUGGCAACCUCUGUCCUCUCCCGGACCCAGAUUCGCACACCUCUCUAUCGUCUCUCUGUGCGGCCUUGUUUAGGUCUAAAUUGGCAUGUCGAAUUCUGUGCCUGUGAGAGGCCGAGUGCCUCACUGUCUGGCCCUCUAGCAAUGCCUGGUACCCCUCGUUGGCGUAUGAUAGUUACAGCCCACUUCAGCGGUCGGCCAGUAAACUGGCACCAGCUGCAAAGUAGAUGUGCUGUGUAUAUCAUUCUAAAUCAUGGCGGGCCCGCACACCCGUUGUUAGCUUGUUUCAGCUGUAAUUCAGCUAGGAAGAAGGCGUGUAAUCGCGUGUUUCUGCUGACAGGCAUAGGACACUGCGACGGCUGGCCCCGUGAUUGUGUGUAUGUUUUAGUUUACCCUGGUGAGGGGGGGCGUCAGGCCCCGCCCACCAACACCCCGAGCACCAAUCAGCGGCCGGGUCCCUCACAUCAAACACCGCCGCCGCUACAGCCUCACGCACCGUCAGUCUAGAAGCGUUUCGAGUUUUGAGUUAAUGGUAGUGUUUACAUGAAGUUUAGCGCUGUGCCUCGAACAUUUUUUUUUCCCAUUGCUAGAAAAUUGACGGGUGUGCUGAGGAGUGGAGGUUGCAAAAGCUAUCGGGAGUGCAGGAGAACACCGGGAGGCGUGGGUCGGCGGCGGCGGCGGACAAGACCACCAUCUCUCAUUUCUCUCGUAGGGAGAUAAUUCCAGCUUCCGGAUUCCUACGACACACGAUCUUAUCCUCUCCUGCGGCAAGUGUGGGGAGGCCGAGGCGGCCUGGGUGGAGGUCAGCCUCUACCAUGUUCAGGAGAGGCUGCGAGGAGAGUCACCGCCGGCAUAACCCGCCCCUCUUGUUGUUAUUGCUGCUGCCUUCCUGAGGGACGCCUGCUGUUGCAUGCAACUCUGCUCAAGUGCCUUACUCUAGUGCCAUACUCCUCCCUCCGCUAUAUUACGCUUAACAUCUGAUAUAAUAGUAUUUUUACAGUGGACUAUUUUUAUACAUUGUUUAUAAUCUCUUCUGAAUGCGGUGAUAUAUUAAAAAUGUGAGAAGAUAAGAUUAGUUAAACAUUUUAUAUCAGAAGAUAGUAUUCCUGGAUAUAUUCCGUCCAUUGUGGGAUUAAAACAACCACAGUCAAGUUCCAGAUUGUUUUCAAGCACAGAGAUGAAGUAGAUGCUCUCCUCAUUAUUAUUAAAAAAAAAAAAAACGGGCAUCCGGUGGGUGAGGACUGGUCUUCCCGCGCUGGAGUCAUCAUCAUCCUCCAUGUCUGGCUGCUGAUAACAUGAAGUAAGAACCUUCGCUGCCCUCAGCUAUCUAGAAAUGUACAAGUUGAUAAUAUAACAAAACACAAUAAAUCAUCGCCAGUAAGUGCCUCUUGAUAUUUUGUUAUAAAUCGUAAGUCCUCAUCUCAUCUGUAAUCUCUGCGUCUCCAAGGUCUUCAUUACAAGAUUUUUCGUUGGGUUCAGUCCAUUUCAAAGUGUCUUUCGCAGUCGUGUCCUUAUCGUGUUACCUCGACCGUGUCUCCAUCAGGAUAACUUCGCCGUCUCUCCAUCAGGAUAACUUCGCCGUCUCUCCAUCAGGAUAACUUCGCCGUCUCUCCAUCAGGAUACAUCGGCCGAGUCUCUAUCAGGAUACCUCGACUCGGUCUCCAUUAUGAUAUCUCGGCCGUGUCUUCAUUAGUAUACCUGGCUCAGUGUGCGAUAUGGGAUAGUAAAGCUGUGAGUAGAGGUCCCUCAGUCGUACUACUGGCAACAAUUCCACACUGGUGCGAAGCGUCGCUAUCUGCCACUUCUGAAAAUUUUCUUGGCCAUUACUGGGGAAAGAACCAUAAGCCUUUUCAUCCACCGACUAGAGGAACGUCGUGCCGUUGCAACGACUGCGAGGAAUGUUAGACUUUUGCAACUUUUGACGGUUUAACCUUAGGCCACUGACAGAGAAACGUCAAGCCUUUGUAAUGACGAAAAGAAAAAUUUUGACCUUUGCAGUCAAUAAAGGAGAAACAUGCCUUUGCCACCUCUGAUAGCGAAAUUAUAGGCCUCUGUACCACCAACAGAAGAUCGAAAAAAAAUUCUUUACUAUCGCCGACGGAAUUAAAAAAUAAUUUCACCUCCAUCGGAAGAUUAAAACAAAAAAUCGCUAUCACUAAGGCUUCAAAAACCAUCUUCUCUACUAACGGAAAAUCAAAGAAACCAUCACAGAGUGACAAACAAGUUUUUCUUCCCAGCGAGAAAACGUUCCCGUCUACCUUAAACAAUCUCUGUCGGCAUAAAAGUCCCACCAGCUACUAUUCCGAAACUCAAGGAAAUUUCCCUACUAGAAAGGACGCCAACGGGAGACUCAUGAUUAUUAUAACAUUAAUGUAAUGCUCUAAACCCGUGUGGGUCAUUCAGGCAAGGACUGGUGGCUCGAUCCUCCAUUCGCCAAUCCCGAAACAAAAAGUUCUGGUCUCGUGCCGGAUAUUCUUCAAGAAAUUCUUGAGCAAACUCAUUAAUGAAAGACGGUGCGUUGGCCAGCACCUCAACUAUGGCAGUGUCUGCAGGAGCGCUUGGCCUCUCACAGAUGCGUCCAAUCUUCUCCGGCUACCCGUUCCAAGGUCAGGGCCGCGUCAACCAGCUGGGCGGAGUCUUCAUCAAUGGUCGGCCGCUUCCCAACCACAUACGUCUCAAGAUCGUGGAGAUGGCAGCGGCGGGCGUGCGUCCCUGCGUCAUCUCCCGUCAGCUGCGCGUCUCCCACGGCUGCGUCUCCAAGAUUCUCAACCGCUACCAGGAAACCGGUUCCAUCAGGCCGGGCGUCAUCGGCGGCUCCAAGCCCAAGGUAACCACCCCAGAUGUGGAGAAAAGGAUUGACGACUACAAGAAAGAGAAUCCGGGAGUGUUUUCGUGGGAGAUCAGAGACAGACUCGUCAAGGUAAACACCAUAAUUCAGAAGACUUUCCAUCAGAGUCAUAGUUUCUAA
Messenger RNA from Cherax quadricarinatus, 2973 nucleotides. Lineage: Eukaryota; Metazoa; Arthropoda; Malacostraca; Decapoda; Parastacidae. The record is from RefSeq and is a predicted model, not a curated record.